CUUGACUCACGUAGCAGCAUGACACGAGUUUUGCGGUAUCGGGGAUCCGGCGAGCGCGGAGAGGAGUGACAAGCCUGGAAAGCGCGAGAGCGGUGGAGUGCGGAACGCGCGAGUGAGUGUACACUCACGCACGAGAAAGUAAUUGGCCGAGCGUGAUCACCAGCGGUCGUCGCGCAUAGUGUACAACGGCGGUCUCGUCCGCGCUGACUGGCACGUUCCCCCGUGUGCACGGCGUACGCGACGUGUUCCCUGUUGUUUUUUUCCUUUCCCUCGCGGAGCCGCAUCGGCGGUACAGCGGAGUGAUAACGUACGUGUCCGAGGAUUAGUGUACCUACGAGGAAGCAGCGGCGCAAUCCAGCACCCGAGAUGGCCGGUGCGAUGUUGUUCGAGCGGGCCCAGGCCGUUUCGGUGACGAAUCGCAGCGAGGGCAUCUCGCUCCUCAACGAGAUCGUCUCGGAUCCGAGUAUCGGCGUCGCUGAGGAUGACGAGGACAACAUCCGCGUCAAGGAGCAGGGUAUCCUGCACCUGGGCGAGCUUUACAAAAAGGAGGGCAAGGCCAAGGAGCUGGCGGAGCUGAUCAAAGCCACCAGGCCGUUCCUCAGCCUCAUCAGUAAAGCCAAGGCUGCUAAGCUCGUGCGGUCCUUGGUGGAUUUCUUCCUGGAUCUGGAGGCUGGUAUCGGCAUCGAGGUGCAAUUAUGUAAGGAAUGCAUAGACUGGGCGAAGGAAGAACGCCGAACGUUUCUAAGGCAAUCGCUGGAAGCGCGCUUAAUAGCCCUUUACUUCGACACUGGCAUGUUCAGCGAAGCGUUGCAACUGGGCUCUGCUCUUCUGAAGGAACUCAAAAAGCUGGACGACAAACAGCUACUAGUGGAGGUUCAGUUAUUAGAGAGCAAGACAUAUCACGCGCUGAGCAAUCUGGCGAAAGCGAGAGCGGCGCUCACCAGCGCCAGGACAACUGCCAACGCGAUUUACUGUCCGCCCAAGAUGCAAGCGGCUCUGGAUCUACAAUCGGGAAUACUGCACGCUGCAGACGAGCGAGAUUUCAAGACUGCUUACUCUUACUUCUACGAGGCGUUCGAGGGAUACGACAGCGUCGAAAGUCCCAAGGCACUGACAGCGCUCAAGUACAUGUUGCUGUCUAAGAUCAUGCUGCGCACGCCGGAAGACGUGCAGGCCAUCAUGUCUGGCAAGCUGGCGGUGAAGUACGCGGGAUUGGACCUGGAUGCGAUGCGCGCGGUGGCCGAAGCCAGCCACCGGCGGUCACUGGCGGACUUUCAGAAGGCGGUGAAGCAAUACCGGCAGGAACUGGAGGACGACGUGAUAGUACGCGCGCAUCUUGGCUCCCUCUACGACGCUAUGCUGGAGCAAAAUUUAUGCCGUUUAGUUGAACCCUACUCACGAGUCCAGGUGAGCCACAUCGCCUCGUGCAUAUCUCUACCGCUGGCGCAAGUAGAAAAGAAACUGUCACAGAUGAUUCUGGAUAAGAAAUUGCGAGGGGUCCUCGACCAGGGCGAAGGCGUUCUAAUCGUUUUCGAAGAUACACCCCGCGACAAGACCUACGAGAUCGCGUUAGACACGAUACACAGUAUGGGCAAAGUCGUUGAUACACUUUACCAGAAAGCCAAGAAACUCACCUAGCCCUAUUUAAUAUGUAUUUAUACAAGGAGAAAUCUAUCACGAUUAUUAUAACCAUUACUAAUUAGUUACUCUCAUUAAAUACUGUCGAUUAACUGUGUUUUUCUCGUAAUUAACAUUGACGGCACGAUUGGGUGUCGCGACAAAGUGCUCAUUUAUCGAUACGUUCGUAUAGAGUCGCUUUUAUUAAUAUAGUAGGAAUUGUUUAAAAGAGGAAAACUAUGAAUAUACGAGAUAAUGAAUUUGCUUGAGAUCUAAUUAGCAGGCCCUGUCUUAACAAAGCAUUUUUUAAAUAAUUUUUCGUAAAUGCUCCUCGGAAAAAGUGAAGGAAUGUCAUAAUCAAUCGAAUAACGUGAAAUAUAAAAAAGUAAAACCAG
Messenger RNA from Ooceraea biroi (clonal raider ant), 2012 nucleotides. It is a transcript of the gene Rpn6, whose product is annotated as regulatory particle non-ATPase 6. NCBI's taxonomy places the organism in Eukaryota, Metazoa, Arthropoda, Insecta, Hymenoptera, Formicidae. The record is from RefSeq and is a predicted model, not a curated record.